AUGGCAAGUGAGAUAGUUAAGUUUGCUGUGGAUAGGCCGACAUGGACCAAAAUGGUGAAAGAUAAUAAACUUGGAGAAGCCAAUAUCUAUUCCACGCCCUGCGAAUCUGGAUCAAAAGUCAAUAUAUCGCAAUACCUCCUUCUUCGAAGUGUCUGGUUCCAACACCCUAAGAGCAAAACAAAAGACCUCGAGAAAUGGGGAAUUAAGGAGUUCAAACAAGCGGACAAAUGGCUCGAGAAUAAUAAGGACUGGUUGAUAUAUCUCGAAAACCUUUCGCAAAUUACCAACUACACUGGUCCCCCUCACAGUCUCGGAACAUUUUCAUAUGUUUGGUUUGCCCAUCACCAGGUAAUCAGCCUGCCAGAGCAAUAUGAACAAGUGGAAGACCAGGACAAAAAUGUUUCGUAUAGCCCAAUAUCCAGCCGACUCCGAUCUGCAGCCCACAAGACCAACAUGCACGGCAGAGAGGAAUCACCAACUCCAUUGGGGAAAAAGGGAUACCAGACACCCCCUGAUCAGAUCACGGGAUAUGGAGGAUAUUCUCCUUCGGAGGAGUUAGCUGAGGGUAUCCGCAAUAUGACGGUUCAUGAAAACUCCAGAAAAAGCCCAUCAGAUAUUUCAAACAGUGAUGCCACUAUGAGUCCUGCCUCAGCGCGCAGAGCAUUCCCAAAGGUGGAGGAUGAACAAAUCGUCAACGGCUAUCUCAUCGCGGUCCUAGCCUCCAUUUGCAUGUACCAUCCCGAUGUUAGUCUCCACUGGUCACCAGUUCGAAAGUCAUUUCGAUUUGGGAAGAGAGAUGUAGAACCAAACAGCGGGGAUAGGCCAUAUCUCUUCGAAGCUAGAACAGACGGACAUCUCGCUUCGCGAAAUCCAGGGCCCAAUGAUGCAAAACCAUCUGCGGUUAUUGUGGAAGUUAAACCCACCAACAGACGAUACAACAACAGGGUCAUUUACCAGGCAACUUCCCAGAUGGUAUCUUGGAUAUAUCAGGAGCCAGAUGCACCAGGCGCCAAAAAGCAGUACUGUCGACCUAUGAUAAUUCAAGAACGGGAACAAAUAAGACUUAUCAUUGCAACUUAUGACCAAGAAUACAUCGAUUACUUAAAUAACAAGCCAUCCAGUGGAUCGGAAAUCCCAUUAAUGACAAUGAACGAGCUAUUUACAUGGGACAUCACGAAACAGCAUCACAUGGAAAUAUGUGGCCCUGUUCUCUUAGCUCUUGCGCUGCAAAAUGGUAAAUUAGAGAACUGA
This is a messenger RNA of Trichophyton benhamiae CBS 112371, 1251 nucleotides long. RefSeq lists its product as uncharacterized. The transcript has 2 exons. Lineage: Eukaryota; Fungi; Ascomycota; Eurotiomycetes; Onygenales; Arthrodermataceae. Bases 1 to 1251 code for a protein of 416 amino acids. The record is from RefSeq and is a predicted model, not a curated record.